AUGCUUGGCUCGAGCGAGCUUGGCCCCAGGGAGCCGAUUAACGGCAAUAUCACCCCUACUGAGCAGCGCGAGCCAGUUUCGGGCGGCGUGUACAGCCCUUUCUGCAACUGGUGGACCUUUGAUAUACGACACACGCUUGAGUUGGUUCAGUUGGACGACUUGGCCAAUGGGGUGUCUGAAGACGAUGUUUUUAGACGCGCGGCAGAGCUCGGCAACAACAAGAUUACCAUUGCCGGUGCACCGAGUCCCCUUUGGAUUUUCUGCAGACAGUUCAUGAACAGCAUUACUAUCAUUUUGACUAUUGUGAUUGUGAUCAGCGCCAUUUCCGAUGACUGGGCGGAGUUUGGCGUGGUGUUGUUCAUUCUGAUAUUUAACGCCUUAUUGGGGUUUUACCAUGAGUACAGGGCGGAGAAAUCGCUUCACAGUUUGAAGGAAAUGACGGUGGGCAGCGCGAAGGUCCUCCGCGAUGGGUCGGUGGAGGUUAUUUUUAUCGACGAAGUUGUUGUGGGUGACGUCAUCAUUUUGGAACAGGGCGCUUCGGUACCAGCGGAUUGCCGCCUCGUGGAGAGCAGCGGGUUGGAGGUGGAUGAGGCACUCCUCACAGGCGAGGCGGUGCCGGUGGUGAAGCACAUUGCCGCUAUCCCCGAUCCAGACGGCCUGUGUGCGUUGGGUGACCGCAAAAAUAUGGUGUACCGCAACACGAUGGUCACGCAGGGCCACGGGAAGGCGGUUGUGGUCGCCGCUGGCGCACACACAGAGAUCGGGAAACUCGCGGAGCGCCUUGGGGAAGGCUCAGGCACGGAGAAGACGGAACUUAUGAAGACGCUGGAUUAUAUGAUGUAUUUACUCUUUGGCUGCUGCAUCGUGCUCGUCGUUGUUGUGUUCGCUGCGAAUAAGUUUAAGUACCACCAAAGCACCCUGUCGUACGCGACAGCGGUCGCCAUUGCCAUCCUUCCCGAGUCUAUGGUGGCGGUGGUCACUGUGUCUAUGACGGUUUCCGUCAAGCGCAUGGCGAAGCAGAAGUGCAUUGUGCGCAGGUUGGCGGUGCUGGAGGUGCUCGGUAACGUUACAGACAUCUGCUCCGACAAGACUGGGACGCUGACAGAGAACAAAAUGGCGGUCAAAAAUAUCAUUGUCGGAAGAAAUGAUGAACUCUUCGUUACGGGAGCCCCAGAUGAGAGAUAUGGAAUAUUUAUGCGCGGUGGAGAGACGCCGGUGCACAUGGUGGAAGUCUACGCGACCGAUAAACUGCUAUAUGAAUUUAUGCGCUGCGCAGCCCUUUGUGGUACGACUGUCCUGAAGGUCAAUGCAGAGGAUGCAGACCGCCUUUGUGGCACUGGAAACCCAACAGAGGUGGCGAUUCAGGUGAUGUCGUGGAAGGCUGAGCUUGACAGAGCUCAACUGGAAAGUGAGGGAUGGGAGUGUAUUGCGGAAUACCCGUUUGACUCCAAAAUCAAGCGGAUGACGACGGUGUGGCACAACAAGAUUACAGAUAGCUUGUACAUGUGCACAAAAGGUGCCCCCGAGCGUAUUCUUGAUCUUUGCUCCACCAUUGUUUCGCGGGCGGGGAAGCAUGUGGCCUUGACAGAAUCGGAUCGUCAAACGAUAGACAAAAACAUUAGGAAGUUGGCGUCGGAGGGGCUCCGUACAAUCUGUCUCUCCACGCGACCAUGCACCUUGGAGCAAUUUUCAAUCCCCGCUGAGGAAACCUUCCUGGCCACCCACGCCCGCGAGGUGAUUGAGCAGGACCUCUCGUUUCUUGGAAUUGUUGGGAUUUGCGACCCUCCACGCGCGGAAUCGCUCCCUUCAGUCAUUGCCUGCCAGCACGCCGGGGUUGUGGUGCGUAUGUUGACUGGCGACCAUAUAACCACCGCGGGAUGCAUUGCCGUCAUGCUGAAUAUCAUCAACAAAACAGACCUUGGUAACAAUAUGAAGUUGCUGAGCGGUCCUGAGUUUGAUAGAACCGAAAUGGAAGCCAUUGCUGAAUGGGAUGAUCUUCCACUCGUUGUUGGGCGGUGCUCGCCGGAGUCCAAGGUGAAGAUGAUUGAGUGCCUGCACAAGCGCAAGCGGGUGGUAGCGAUGACAGGAGACGGGUUCAACGAUUCGCCAAGUAUUAAGAUUGCCGAUGUUGGCUGUGCAAUGGGGUCUGGCACGGACGUCACUAAAGGUGUUGCGGAUAUUAUUAUCACGGACGACAAUUUUUCUACCAUUGUGAAGGCGGUGACGGAGGGCCGGCGCAUCUCACAGAACAUAAGGAAGUUUGUGGUGCAUCUGCUUUCCAGUAACGUUGCAGAGGUGAUUGCACUCAUCUGCGGUCUUCCCAUCCGCAGUGAGGGGGUUUCUUUGUUUGUGUUGUCGCCCAUCGAGAUUUUAUGGCUAAAUAUGUUUACUUCCGGCCCUCCCGCAAUAGGACUGUCGUUAGACACCGCAGCCGCCGACGUGCUUCUCGUGCCUCCGAACACGGCAGGUCUUUUCACCUUUGAACUGGUCUCUGACACGGUGGUGUACGGGUUUUGGCUCGGCCUUUGCUCUCUGUCCGGGUUUGUUUUUAUUGUGUACGGCGUGCAUGACGGUCCGUCCGGCACCAACUGCAACUCGCACAACGGGGUUGGAUGCCAAGAUGUUUGGCGCGCGCGUGCCACGACCUUUGGAAUACUUUACUUUGGUUUAUUGCUGCACGCGUACACCGUUCGCCACACGCGACAGUCCAUAUUUUUGAUGAAGUGGUUCGACAAUGUCGUGAUUUACAGCUCCGUGGGUGUUGCGGCUGCUUUAUUCAUUCCUAUUCUGUACGUCGACGUCGUGGCGCACAACGUCUUUGUGCACGACAUGCUAACGUGGCACUGGGCUGUCAUUGGUGUGCUUUUGGUAUUUUUCAUGGCUAUGUGUGAGCUGUAUAAAGUCCUGAAGAACUGCUUCUUCCCGAUGAAGCGGGUGUCGGUGCGCCCGGAGGAGGACGUGGAGGAGGAGUACCGUCUCUUCGCCAUCUCGAACGCGGACAACAGAGACGUUGAGAGCAUUGCUGAGGAGCAACUGCGUAUGUCUUUUGCAUCCAUCAAUGGAAGCGCUACUAGCAUUGGAACGCAUCACGGGAAGAAGGAAAGAUACAGAAGGCAGCGCUAG
This is a messenger RNA of Trypanosoma rangeli, 3123 nucleotides long. Its product is annotated as putative calcium motive p-type ATPase. The record is from RefSeq and is a predicted model, not a curated record. The coding region runs from base 1 to 3123 and encodes 1040 amino acids. The transcript has a single exon. Gene Ontology annotation, cellular component: plasma membrane. Gene Ontology annotation, biological process: calcium ion transmembrane transport; intracellular calcium ion homeostasis. NCBI's taxonomy places the organism in Eukaryota, Euglenozoa, Kinetoplastea, Trypanosomatida, Trypanosomatidae. Gene Ontology annotation, molecular function: ATP hydrolysis activity; ATP binding; P-type calcium transporter activity.